Molecule: messenger RNA, 2789 nt
Organism: Linum trigynum
Lineage: Eukaryota; Viridiplantae; Streptophyta; Magnoliopsida; Malpighiales; Linaceae
Source: the annotation of a GenBank genome assembly
CCCAAGCUGAGAGAAGCUUGUUGUUAUAUGAGAUUAAGGUUGAAUAGGUCAGCAAUUUGUUAGAGUUUGUAGGGCAAGUUGUUAGAGUUAGUGGUUGAAUCUAAAUAAGCAUCUCCAGAUUUAGUGGAGGAAGUGCAGUAGUAGUAGAGGAAAACGUGGAGUUGGUUCCAUAGAGAUAGGUUCAUUCCAAUUCAUGCAUCUAAGUGGGGGAAUCAAUUGAAUAGAGGCAGGCAAUUUUCCAGAAAUAGAACCCCUGGUUAUUCUCGCCAAGAAAGGAGAAACUUGGUCCACUCCCGCCAAGAAAAAGGAUUUAUCCAAAUCCAACACGUAUCAUUUGGUAUCAGAGCCGCAAUCCGUGUUUCGAUCACGAUGAGCUCAGAGAAAUCAUCAAGAGAUGAACGCAUCAAUUGAAUGAUGACAUCCUUGGAUAUAGCGAUGGCAGCUUGCCGUAGAGCCAUCAAGGCUUACGAUAGAGUUACCGCACCACCGCCGCAACUUGAAGUUGUCGAUUCAAAAGAGGUUGAGGAAAAAGACACAAUUGAUGUUGUCAACAAAGAGGAGGAUAUUACCUCUCUCAAUGUGCCUUCAGUGCAAGCCAUAGUUCCUGUAACGGAGCUUUCCUUGCAAGAACCUGUCUUCGUUGACAUAUGCAUCAACGAUACCAUCGCUACACCACCUAAGGCCAACGUGCAGUUACGGAUUGAUUCCGCCUACCAAAGGGUUUCAAGUGAUUCUCAAACGAUGGAACAAGGGUUGACCAGUGUGGUUGUUCAGGUUGACGUAGAAAGUCCUCUCUUCUCAAUGACCGGAGUCGCAAACCUAUCCAUUGCUUCAGAAGUUGCCCUGUCGAUCGCCUCAAAUAGCAACAAAAUAGCAUAUCGGGCAGGGGAGAUGAUCCCUCGGGAAGCUGGAUUGAAGGAUGGGAAAGAACGACAAAUCAUUCCAAUUCAAGUUGGCGUUUCAUGGAAAUUCAGAAGGAAAAGGAAGUUGGAGGACGGUGGACAAGAGCACAAUGUAGAAGAAGGAAAUCGUGAAGAUACAGGGUUUGGCAAGAUGGCGGUGGCGGGACUAGGUGUCAAAGACUAGCCCACUACAUCUCCGAUCUCUCCACCUGUGUGCACAACAGAAUUGACAUUGCUCAUCGUUGAACCAAAGUCACCGCUCGAAUCAGCGGCCAAGGCCGGACCUGUUUCACCACACCUCGCUGUAAAGUAUGAAGAACCCUUCUCUCUCUCUCUCUCUCUCCCUUUUCUUUUCACCUCACUCUUCUUUAUAUAGCUCCCGAGUGCUCAUAUCACGGUCUCACUUCACGCCCGUGAAGUAUGUAUUGAAACAGUGAUCUUUUCACAAAGCGUGUCGUUUCAUUAACAUUCUUCACGGUCUUGAGACCGUGAUAAUUCUAACACUCGCAAAUUCCUCAAAGGGCUCUGAAUGAUUUGUACUUUACAGUUUGAGUGUUGACAUCACAGUCUAGGGACCAUGAUCUUGACACUGCUAGCGAAAUGCAAAAAUUCUCUUAGACUUGUGCAGUCUUCACGGUUUGGACAUCCACUUCAUGGUCUGCUACACGUGAUAAUCUCCGUCUGGUCGUCUUUUGUCCAUUUUGCUCCCUUUUUGCCCUCUGUUGUCCGAAUUUCGUUCCCAGUACCAAUUCUACCUGCUAAGGUCCGAAACAUGCCAAAACAAGUACAAACCUAGCAUAAAAUAGCUACAAGGAUGGUGCAAAGACAUCAAACGUCAUAAGGCAAGGGGUAAAAAUGUGUGUAAUCUAUCUAGAAUCACUAGACAUGGCCUGAUGGUGCCUCUAGUGGAAGCUGGCACUCUCCUAGUGUCUUGAGGCUCCCUCUGCACCCUUGGCAUCCUCAUGCUCGACCGGGGUAACACUAUGUGCACGUCAUGAAGGAGAGAAUGGAUUGCAUAAUCCCUUCUUGGAUUAGAGACAACACAACUACACACAAUGAGUCAAUAACAACCGUGAUGCAAGAGUGUGAUAACAAGAUAACAAUAAAUACGAAAAAUAAAGGCAGUAAAGUAAGACUAGAUUAGUUAUCAAUAAAGAUCCCUGAAUAUGGAGCCACAAACUUGACUCACACGCACAAUGCGGUGUGAGAUUUAGAGGAAAAACAAUGCUCACUAACUACUAACCCUAACAAAGGCAAGUAUACCACUGACAUGCUUGUAGUAUAGUGGCUCAGUCGUAUUCCCUAAGGAUUUUCGAUACCCUAGCCUACUCUUGUUAAGCUCUACUGUUAUCUAAUCCACAACUGGUUGGUUUAGGUACUAAGGAAUUGUUUAACUAUAGAAACAAGAAUAGAGAGAAUGAUACUUGGGGUAAACUGCCCAUACUAUAACAUCAAGCAUGAAAUGCCAUCAACGGGUAAACCGUUUAUGGUAAUUGAGGGGCAGAGAUCACUAAAUAGAGAAUUAGAGAUCACUAAAUAGUAAACCGUUUAUGCCAAUCUCACCACAACCGAGUUCAGUGACUAGGGAUAACACCUAUAUCCUCUAAAUGGGUUCGAACCAUCCGUACAAAAGGUCCUUGAUUCGAUGAUCACUCACUAGAGUCACGAUAUUACCUAGAUGAGCUCCUAGUUGGCAGGGGAUGGUUACCUCAUCCACCAACUAGGACUCAAGAUCAACUCACUAAGCUAAGGGUGAUCAUUCACAUACAAUCAAGUACUACUCAAUUUGACCUAGGUCAGAACAUGGCAUAAAAAUAAUCGUACACCCAAACUCAGAAAGAGGCAUUUAAAACUCUAGGUAAACGCAAAUUAACAAUAAAUUCAUAA